AGGCGGCUAUUCAUUCCUGAGAGCUGCCUGAAUGUUCGUCUGCAUCCGGCCGCUUCAUUGAGAUGCUGCGCGCUGCCCGGGAGAGCCGGCCUGGGUGCAGCUGAGCUGCGGCCGCCGAGCCCCGCGCCCGGCCGGCCCCCCCUCCGGCUCCCGCCCUCCCCACCCCGGGGCUCCGGCUCCGUUUGCUGCAUUCCCGGAGCAGCGGGCGGGCGGGCGGGCGGGCGAGCGGGGAACCUGCCCUGCCGGGCUGAGCGGGCAGCGUCGGCCGCGGCCGCAGCGGCUGGAGAUGUGCCCCCCUCGGGCUGCCCCGCGCUGAGUCUGAGGCCCAUCCGUGUGCCCCACCAUGUCUCAGAUGCUGCACAUCGAGAUCCCCAACUUUGGGAACACCGUACUCGGCUGCCUCAACGAGCAGCGGCUGUUGGGCCUCUACUGCGAUGUGUCCAUCGUGGUCAAGGGCCAAGCCUUCAAGGCCCACCGGGCCGUGCUGGCCGCUAGCAGCCUCUACUUCCGUGAUCUGUUUAGCGGCAACAGCAAGAGUGCAUUCGAGCUGCCGGGCACCGUGCCGCCAGCCUGCUUCCAGCAGAUCCUGUCCUUCUGCUACACGGGCAAGCUCACCAUGGCGGCCAGCGAGCAGCUCGUGGUCAUGUACACGGCCGGCUUCCUGCAGAUCCAGCACAUCGUGGAGCGCGGCACAGACCUCAUGUUCAAGGUGAGCUCGCCCCACUGCGACUCGCAGACCACCAUGAUCGAGGACGCCAGCUCUGAACCCCAGAGUCCCUGCAAUCAGCUGCAGCCGGCCUCCGCCGCCAGCGCCACGCCCUACGUUGUGUCCCCUUCUGUGCCCAUUCCGCUGCUGACCCGUGUGAAGCAUGAAGCCAUGGAGCUGCCGCCGGCUGCAGGCCCAGGCCUAGCUCCCAAGCGUCCGCUGGAGACAGGGCCCCGGGACAGCGUGGCAGUGGCAGCUGGCGCAGCCCCUCUCAAGCUGCCCCGAGUCUCCUACUACGGGGUGCCCAGCCUGGCUACCCUCAUCCCCAGCAUCCAGCAGGUGCCCUACCCCCAGGGGGAGCGGACCAGUCCCGGGGCCAGCAGCCUGCCCACCACCGACAGCCCCACCUCCUACCACAACGAGGAGGAGGAGGAGGACGACGAGGCUUACGACACCAUGGUGGAGGAGCAGUACGGCCAGAUGUACAUCAAGGCCAGCGGCAGCUACGCAGUGCAAGAGAAGCCUGAGCCGGUGCCACUGGAGAGCCGCUCCUGUGUCCUCAUCCGCCGUGACCUUGUGGCGCUGCCUGCCAGCCUUAUCAGCCAGAUUGGGUACCGCUGCCACCCCAAGCUCUACUCGGAGGGCGACCCUGGUGAGAAGCUGGAGCUGGUGGCAGGCUCCGGGGUCUAUAUCACACGUGGCCAGCUCAUGAAUUGCCACCUCUGUGCAGGUGUGAAGCACAAGGUUUUGCUACGGAGGCUCUUGGCCACCUUCUUCGACAGGAACACCCUGGCCAACAGCUGUGGCACAGGCAUCCGCUCGUCCACCAGCGACCCCAGCCGCAAGCCACUGGACAGCCGAGUCCUGAACGCUGUGAAGUUGUACUGUCAGAACUUCGCCCCCAGCUUCAAGGAGAGCGAGAUGAACGUGAUCGCGGCAGACAUGUGCACCAACGCUCGGCGCGUCCGCAAGCGUUGGCUGCCCAAGAUCAAAUCCAUGCUGCCGGAGGGCGUGGAGAUGUACCGCACCGUCAUGGGCACCUCAGCCGCCAGUCUGCCCCUCGACCCCGAGUUCCCGCCUGGGGCUGCGCAGGUGUUUGAGCAGCGCAUCUACGCGGAGCGGCGAAGCGAGGCCGCCACCAUCGUGGCUCUGAGAACUGACGCUGUGAAUGUUGACCUGAGCGCCGCUGCCAACCCCGCCUUCGAAGCCAGCGAGGAGGCCGACGGGGCCGGCUCCGUCAUCCAGGAGGUGGCCGCCCCCGAGCCUCUGCCCGCGGAUGGCCAGAGCCCGCCGCAGCCCUUCGAGCAGGGCAGCACCAGCUCCAGCAGGCCCCAGACGCCAGCAGCCACAGCCACAAGAAGGCCGGAGGGCACCUAUGCAGGGACUUUGUAAGGGCCCGUGCGGCCGCUCACAAGGGACCGAGUACUAGAGCUGCUUGCAUGCGUUACUAAUACAGACAAAUGUGAUCAAGCCACUUACCUACUGAACUGCUACUGCUGCCUGACAAAUGUGAUUUUUAUUCUGCCUGUAUUUAAAAUGGAUGAAGGAAACAAACGCAUCGUUAUACUGUAAACAGCUAGGCCCCUGGCCACGCUCUGGGAGAAGGGCCCAGGGCUCCUCUGAUACCCGCCAGGUCAGUCUCCUAUUGUAGCUGUCCCCUCCCGCUUCUUGGGGAGGGGGCCAGAGGCCCAGGCCCCGUGCCCAGCCCUGCCCCUGCCUUGCCCACCUUCCUGCUCCUCCUGCCCCGGAAGAGGAAGCUGGGCAGCAGUGGCCUGUGACAGGUGGGCACAGGACACUCCGUUUCUUAUUAGGGGAACCCCACCGGGGCACUGGGGCAGCCCUGGGCCGCCCGGGGCCAAGCUCCCUUGUUUUCCUUCUUCCUGAGACACCGCCUGUAUGGGUGUGUGCAUGUGUGUGUGUGUGCGUGCGUGUGAGUGUGUGUGUGUGCAGGGACCAGUGACAAUGGUGCGAAGGUGGUCGCUGGCCACCGGGGUGGGGGAAGAGGAAGUUCCCACCACCACCACCACCACCAUGUCCUUACUCUGCCCACCCUUGGUCCUGUGGCUCCUUGGUCCACCUGAAGCCCCAGGGGUUGGCCUGCUGACCCCCAGGGUACCACUGGCUCCAGCAUGGCUACCUGCCAUCCCAUGGAUUGGGGUGCCACCCUGUGCCCACCAUGGGACGCACGCAGCUGGCCUUGCCCUCGCCACCCUGACUCCCCAGCCACUCUGGGAUUUUUACUUGUUUGGUGUUUUUGUUUAGUUCAGAUCUGUUUCAUAUAUUGGAAUUUUUCAGACCCAACAGAGCAAAAAAUUGGGGAGGGACAGUGUUGCUAGUCCCAGUCUACCGCACGCUGGGAUAAGUCUAUACCCACGUUCCCCCAGCCCGGGCCAGGGCCCUGUCGCCUCCUGUUGGAGAUGGGGCCCCAGGUAAGUGCAGCCAGGAUGUGCGAGGCCAAACUCAGGGGUCCCGGGGGCUCUGCUGGGCAGCUCAGCCACCUGGGCAGAGCCAGGGUGGGAUAGCCCCUGCUGAGCUCCUCACUCAUGCCACAGGUGACUCUGGGUGUCCAAGGCUGCAGGGGUGGGCAGCAGGCUCAGGCCUGAGCUAGGGCAAGCUGCAGGUGUGGAUCCCAGGUGGACUGGAGGGCCAAGAGCUGACGAGGGUGGGUGGGGGUGUUGGAGAGGGCUGUGGGGGACAGCUGGCCUGCUGGAGCCUGGAGUGCUCAACUUGACCUUGAAGGCUAUCGUUUCCGUGGUGGGGCCUGGACUGUGAAGUGCUCAUGGGGCCCUUUGCCCAGGCAUCUCUUCCUCUGUCUUGUUCAGGGACUGCCUGAAGAGCCCAGGUCACUCCCAGUGUGGCCAGGGACCCCCAUGCUAAGACUUGAAGGGUCUAUUGCACCCUCCGUCCAUCUUGAGCUCAGCUGUCCCCUCUUGUACGUUCGCACAUGGGCAGUCUCCCCCAAGCUGCAGUGCUGGGCACAGGGUCCAAUAUGGGGAGACUUCCUUGGGGCCCCCUCAUACACUGGCCCAGCCACAAGCACGUGUCUUCCCUCCACAGAGAUGCAGUGGCUUUGGAAAGGGAGUAAGGAGGACCAGAGGUGGGCACGACAGGAUCUGGCCGUGGCCCCUCUACCUGCCCCUUGGGACCCAAGUCCAGGGAGAUCCAAGGCCCGCAUUCCUGGGGUGCUGGGUGGCAGCAGGACCACUCCUGCCAGCACCUGGAGCCUCCAGGUGUAGAGGUGGGCCUCCCUCCAGGUGUAGAGGUGGGCCUCCUCUGCCUCUCUUCUCACUGUGGGCUCUUGUGGGUUGGAGUCCCCAGGGUGCCCUCUCAGAACCUGGACCAAGCCUUCUUGGCACGGGGAGGAGGCUGCAGGGCAGUAAAGGGGGUGAUGGGUGAGGUCAGGCUGCACCCUGGUCCCUCUGAGUUUUCCUUCAUCUGCCCCCCACCCCUGAUUUGCACUUUAAUUUGACCAUCCCUGGGGACCUUUGGGAGGUGGACCCACCUGUCCUGGCUGUUGACAGAAGGGCUCUCUCUCUCUCCCCUGCACUCCAAAGUGGGCACGGUCCUCCACCCUGAGCCAGCACAGGGAGGGUGCCGCUGGCCACUGGAGGAGGCAGUGGCUGCACAGAACGCCUGACCACUGCUCGGGCUAGCACAAUGUCCUGUGACCUCUGUCCCUUAAUUGUUUAUAACCGCCGUCUGUUUUGUUGUUCUGGUUAAGGAAGGCAAGAGCUAUAGGUAAGACUUAAAUAAUAAUAAUUCAAUGUGAAUGGGUUCUGAGCUCUCCCUGUGCCCCAGGCGGGCCAGGCCGAGCGUUUUGCACUAACGUGUCCACAGGGGACAUGGUCGGGAGCGUUUGCAGACGUGCGUGGCCGAUGACUGUACCUGCCGGGGGCGCUCCCUCCGCAUCCUGAAUGUACCUCGGGGCAGGCGGGUGGGCAGCGGGCCUGGGCUCGGAGGGACCUUCCAGAGUGCCUUAGCAUCUUUUGAUCAUUUUUCCCAAGGAAAACCAAUUAAGGAAACCGGACCCUCCCCCCUCCUUUGUUUACAAGAUGACUAAUUCCAGAAUCGGGGGCUGUCUUGUCCUGCGCGCGUGACCCUGACUCAUCCAGACCCUGUAGACCAGAGAUGAGCCACUCAGUAUUUAUGAGAUGUCUGCACCUUUAUUCCCAAGCUUGACUACUAGCAAUACGCAUAUACUAUAUAGAGUCUAUUAUAGAGCUAAGUUAUAUUGGCGCCUUUUCCGGGAGGACAGUCGGGACUGGACUGCAUCGGAGCUGCUGAGGCGGGUGGCCAGCCUGGGGUCCAGCCGCCGCUCCUGCCCUCCUCUGCCCUUCCAGAGGGGACAACCCUGGAGGCAGCUGGGACAAGUGCAAAAGGUUCAGAGGAAGGGACCAGAGACGGGACGGAUACUGUGAGCUGGGAGGGGCUGCCCGCCUGGCCGGCGCUCCUCGUACUUGAAUUCUGUCUUGUUUUCUGCACCAGGUCUGCUCACCGAGUUCUCUGUGGUCGCUUCAGUUUGCAUCUGAUUUGGUGUCUUACUUUACCCCAGUGUGGACACAGCUGUGUGUGAGAGGCCAGCAGGGAGAGACCCUCUGGGGUACCCUGCACUGUGUGACUGCUGGGUGGGUGGAGGGGAACCGACUGUGUGGUCUCAUUUCUCCCCAGUGAACCACCCUUCCCGGCUCCCAGCUUCCCGGUGUUUGCUCAGAGCCAGAGGAAGGCCAAGGAGGGGCCUGGGAGGACUGGUGGCCAGCUGCUGUGCUGGGCAGGCCUGUCCCGCUCAGCAGCUGGAACGCUCUUGGCCAGCCUCCCCAUCAGCUCCUGCCUGGGUCCCCCAGGGGCUCUUCUCAUGGAAGUGUCUUUGCCGGAGUGGGAGAACCUGUCCUACCAGGCAGGGUUGUGGAGAAGCCUCUCAGCUUUAACUACUGCUUGAGAAAGAUGCUGCCUAGUCCCUGUCAGCCAGCGGCUCCAUACAGCCACCGCGUGAGGUGCGGGGCUCGCUAAGGUGUUUCUAAAAUGGCAAAGGUGUUUUGCUUUUGUUUGUUUUGUUAUUUUGAAAAAGAAGGAAAAUCACACAGAAUCUAAAGCAUUCAGAUUGGAUGACCUGCUUGUGUUCUGAUCAGUCGCUUCCGUUGUUAGGGUUUUGCACACGAUUGUGAUUUUUAUGUCAAAAGAAGCCAAAACUUGCAAUACUAUUUUUAGCAGACAAAAAAAAAAAAAAAAAAAGAACUAAGUAUAAAACGUAUAAAUAUUUUUGACUUGAACACUUGGAUGGCACCAGGUGCAAA
Messenger RNA from Sciurus carolinensis (gray squirrel), 5997 nucleotides. It is a transcript of the gene Nacc2, whose product is annotated as NACC family member 2. The transcript has 6 exons. Gene Ontology annotation, biological process: regulation of transcription by RNA polymerase II. The coding region runs from base 344 to 2098 and encodes 584 amino acids. The record is from RefSeq and is a predicted model, not a curated record. Gene Ontology annotation, molecular function: RNA polymerase II cis-regulatory region sequence-specific DNA binding; DNA-binding transcription factor activity, RNA polymerase II-specific; protein binding. Lineage: Eukaryota; Metazoa; Chordata; Mammalia; Rodentia; Sciuridae.